AUGUCUUUUCGCAUCUUGGUGCUUGUAAGUUUUCUUGUGACGUCGCUCUCUCUCAACUGUAUCCUCUCUUAUCUCUACUACCACCUUCUCACUGAUAAUGCUUUAUGUGCAAGACAAAUGCAAUAUUGUGCCGCUCUUGCUCAAACUUCAAACGGGACUUAUAGAGAUAUAGCUACUUCAGCUGAAGGAUUUACCGAAAUUACAGGCGAUUCAACUACAGCCAUGGCAUCAUCACUUUCUGAUCUGACAGAGGAAGUUACACCUCAGGUGGAGGUUGUUGAAAUGGAGAUCUCUCAUGAGCAGCUCAAUCAGUUCGAUCCUCUCUUGUACCAAGAUAACUGCAGUUCAGAACUACAUGAUUUUCUAGUACAUGAUGUUAAAGGUCUUGUCAGUAGUUUUUCACCAGUUCUUGUUUCUAUACUCAGAACUACCAAGAAAUACAAGGAACAUAGCAGUAUAAGAAAUGUUCAUAAUGCUGCAAUACACACUGCAUUGCGAAAAGGGAUUUCCAAUAUUACUAAACCAAUUAUUGAAGACACUGCCGAUGUUAAUAUAAAAGGAUUGGGUGGCCAGACACCUUUACAUUUGGCCGCUUGGAGGGGAGACGAAUCUCUUGUGAAUCUGCUGAUAUCAAAAAAUGCUAAUUUAAACGUUUUAGACGAUUGCGAUGACACUCCAACUCACUAUUCAGUACGAGGAGGACAUCCGAAUAUAGUUAAGAUACUUCUCAAUCAUGGCGCUAAUGCUAAUAUUAGAGGUAAUUUUGGCAUGACACCGCUGUUUAUCGCUGUUGGUUUCGGCUAUGAAUCUAUAGUAAAUUUGAUGUUGUCAAAGAAUGCCAGUGUGGAUAUAAUGGACGAUGAAGGUAUCUCUCCCUUGCAUUUAGCAAUAUCUAAAAAAAGCAUAAACAUCGCCAAAGCUCUUCUCAAUAACGAAGCUAAUCCCGACAGCCAGGUAUAUGGAAAUACACCAUUGAUGAUCGCUGCUCGUUCUGCUGAUGAAGCUAUGAUAAAUUUAUUGCUUUCAAAGAAUGCAAGUGUGGAUAUCAGGGACAGGUAUGGUGAAACUGCCUUGCAUAAAGCAAUAAUUAGUAAUAACAUAAAGAUAGCCAAAGCUCUUCUCGAUAAUGGAGCUAAUGUCGAUAUCAAAGGAUAUAGAGGAGAGACACCUUUGAUGACCGCUGUUUGGAAUGAUGAUGAAGCUGUGAUAAAAUUAUUGCUUUCAAAGAAUGCAAGUGUGGAUAUCAAGGACUCGGAUGGUGGAACUGCCUUAAAUUUAGCAGUAACUUACAGGAAAAUAAACAUAGCCAAAGCUCUUCUCGAUAACGGAGCUAACAUCAAUACCAAGAACCAUUAUGGAGAGAUACCUUUGAUAACCGCUGUCAAUUAUGAUGAUGAAGCUAUGGUAAAUUUAUUGCUUUCAAAGAAUGCAAGUGUGGAUAUCAGAGACUGGUAUGGUAAUACCGCCUUGCAUAAAGCAAUAAUUAGUAAUAACAUAAAGAUAGCCAAAGCUCUUCUCGAUAAUGGAGCUAACAUCAAUACCAAGAACUACGUUGGAGAAACACCUUUGAUGACCACUGUUCAUUUUGCUGAUGAAACUAUGAUAAAUUUAUUGCUUUCAAAGAAUGCAAGUGUGGAUAUCAGGGACUCGGAUGGUGGAACUGCCUUGCAUUUAGCAAUAACUUACAGGAAAAUAAACAUAGCCAAAGCUCUUCUCGAUAACGGAGCUAACAUCAAUACCAAGAACUGUGAUGGAGAGACACCUUUGAUGGCCGCAGCUUUGAAUGGUGAUGAGGCUAUGGUGAGUUUAUUGUUGUCAAAGAAGGCAAGUGUGGAUGUUAAGAGCUUGAAUGGUAAUACUGCCUUGCACGAAGCAAUAACUGGAAGGGAUAUAAACAUAGUCAAAGCUCUUCUCGAUAAAGGAGCUGACGUCAAUAUCCAGGGACCUAAUGGAGAGACACCUUUGAUGGCUGCAGCUUUGAAUGGUGAUGAAGCUACGGUGGAUUUAUUGUUGUCAAAGAAUGCAAGUGUGGAUGUUAGGAGCUGGAAGGGUAAUACGGCAUUUUAUUCAAAACAAACUAAAGACAACAUCAACUUAGACAAAUAUUAUUUUAAUAACGUAGCUGACGUCUACAGCCAGAGAUAUGAAGGAGAUACGCCUCUAAUACAAGCUGUUAGGAAUAGUAAUGAAGCUAUGGUGAAUUUCUUGUUGUCAAAGAAUACAAGUGUGUAUAUAAUGAAUGAUGGUCUCUCUCUUUUGCAUUUAGCAAUAUUUAAAAAGAAUAUCAACAUAACCAAAGCUCUUCUCAUUAAAGGAGCUAACAUCAAUAUGACACCUGACGAAAAAAUGACACCGUUGAUGGCCGCAGUUUGGAAUAAUGAUGAAGACAUGGUAACUUUAUUGUUGUCAAAUAAUGCAAGUGUGGAUAUACAGACGUUCCAUAGUAUUACUGCCCUGGAUUUAGCAAUAAUUCUAAAUAACAUAAAUAUAGCCAAAAUUCUUCUCAACAGCGGAGCAAACGCCAACAAGAGAUAUAAAGGAGUGAGUUCUUUAAUGACCGCUAUUUUGAUUGGUAAUGAAGCUAUGGUAAAUUUAUUGCUGUCGAAGAAUGCAAUUGUGGAUACAAAAAACGAAAAUUUCUUGCAUUUAGCAAUAUCUAAAAAGAGUAUAAACAUAGUCAAAGCUCUUCUCGAUAACGGAGCUAACAUUAAUAUGAAUGGAUAUAAUGGAGAGACACCUUUGAUGACAGCUGUUUGGAAUGAUGAUGAAGUUAUGGUGAAUUUAUUGCUUUCGCAGAAUGCAAGUGUGAAUGUAAAGAACAAGGAUAAUAAUACUGCCUUGCAUUUAGCAAUAACUAAAAGGAACAUAAACAUAUCUAAAACUCUUCUAGAUAAAGGAGGUAACAUCAAUAGCCAUGGAAAUGGCGGAAUGACACCUUUGAUUAAAGCUGUUUUAAGUGCUGAAGAAGCGAUGGUGAAUUUACUUAUAUUUAGCAAUGCUUCUUUAGAAAUAACAGACGAUUUCGGUAAUGGCGCAAUACACUUUGCAGCUUGGGAUGGAAAAAUUGAAGUCAUUGAGAUGCUUCUUGAUCAUGGUGCAGAUAUCAAUAGCAGAGGAGAAAAUGGCAAAACACCUCUACAUUUUGCAGUCCGGAAGGACGAUAACAAAAUGAAGAGAGCAUUACUGAAAGAACUAAAAAUUGUUUACAAUGAAAUGUUCAACAUUGAAAAUAAAACAAUCUUUGUAAUGGAGACCCUCUUAAAACAUGGAGCCAAACUGAAUUCGCAAAAUUAUUUCGGACAAACAGUUCUCCAUGAAACUGCUGCUUUAGGUUAUAACCGAGUCGUUGACUACCUGCUUUCACAGAACGCUAGUUUCAGUAUCGAAGAUUAUGUUUGCUUCACACCAUUCCAGUGGGCAGCUAAUAAUGGAAAUGUUGAUGUGAUAAAGACCUUGUUAGAAGGCGGGGAUGAUGUCAAUCGAAAAGGUUGUAAUGGCGUCACAGCCUUACACUUAGCAAUCAAAAGAAAUGACACUAAGUUUAUUAAAUACCUUUUAUCCAAGAAGGCUGAUCCGAAUGUGAUGAGCGAAGACGGACGAACCCCUUUAGAUCUAACUUUCGAUCCUUUAUUAAAGGACGUUAUGAAAUUACUUCUUGCUCAUGGAGCCAAAGUGGAAGAUAACAGUUUCUUAGGAUCGAAAAUUCUUUUCGAUGCGGUUUCAAAUAAAUCAAUAGAAGUAAUAACGCUUCUGUUGGAUAACAGUGAAAAUUUCGACUCCUAUCCUACAGUUAUUCUCAACCAUGCCAUUGGGACACUGUUUUCAGAAGGAUUUAAUAUGCUCAUCUCUCACGGAGCAGAUAUUGUGGAGAAAGACAUCCACGGUAAUCUCCCCCUUACUUUAGCAGUUAUGUCAAGAAGUACUGAGUUCGUUAAAUUAAUUUUAAGAACAGGAAAUGAUACAAUCAGUGAAAAGAAUUUUCAAACUUUUUUAGAUGCAGAUUGUGACGUAAAGCUUUUUACAUCAAGGAACGACGUUAUUCUGAUUUAUAAUGCGACAGCACUACACGUUGCGUCCUACUGCAGUCUCAAGGAUGUGGUUGAACUGUUGAUAUCAUACGGCGCUUCCUUAGAUGUAGGAGAUAACCGGGGAUAUUCAUCACUCCAUUACGCCUGUGAGAAUGAUCAUGUGGAAGUUGUGGAACUGCUAUUGAGUUCUGGAUCCAACAAAAGUCCUGCCGAUAUCAAUGGCACCACUCCCCUACACAUCGCCUGCAGAAAAGGUCUCCUUCCAAUUGUUAAAUUACUACUUUCUGAUCCACCAGCAGCCAUCGACCAAGCAGAUAACAGUGGAUACACACCUCUUCAUUUUGCAGCUAUGAACGGAUUUAUAGAAAUAGCCGAAUAUUUAUUGGAUCUUAAUGCUUAUAAAGAAGGUAAAACCAUUGAUUUAAAAACUCCACUUCAUUUAGCAUCACGCGAGGGUCAUGUUAAAAUAGUGAGCAUCUUAUUGGAGAAAGGAGCUGAAAAAGAUGCAUCUGACAUUGAUGGCAUGACUCCAUUACAUUUCGCAGCAAGAGAAAAACACGUAUAUGUAGUUUGGGAGAUGAUUUAUUUCGCAGCUUCCGUCAACAACCGAAACAAAAACGGCAGCACACCAUUACAUCUGGUAUGCGAAUGGAGUGUCAAAUCCGCAGAGAUGAUCAUUUAUCAUCUUCUAGGCAGUGGAGCAGAUAUCGAAGCAAAAGACCACAACCAAAUGACCCCUUUACAUAUAGCAUCAAGAGGCAGUUCCCCAGAAGUCGUAGAGUACCUACUGAGCAAAGGAGCAAACAAAUUCAGUAGGGAUGCAUUGCUCAACCUACCUAUCCAUUACGCCGCAUCAUUCGGGUAUUAUGACGUAAUACUCAAGUUAUUGCAGAAGGAAAUAACUAAUAGUAAAAUUGACUCGAGGCAAAUUAUAUCUGUGAACAUUUAUAAAGAAACCCCUUUGUUCUUGGCUGCCAGAGAAGGGCACACUAAGGUGGUAGCUUUGCUCUUGCAGGUCGGAGUCGAAACUGUUCAGCCUGACAUCAAUGAGAGGAAUGCUUUGCACCGCAGCGCUGCCAGAGGUCACUUCGAGAUAGUAAAACUCCUUUGCCAAGCCCUUUUAAAUAAAGAAAAAGAAGAUAAAUGGGGAUUUACAGGAUUAAACUACGGUGCUUCUUGGAAAGGACACCAGGAAGUUAUAGGAUACCUUUCGGCUACUCAACUAAACCUAACAUUGUCAUAUUAUUUAAAGAAAUCAAAUCCUUUGCAAGAUAAUUUGGAUGAGCAGAUUUCAAUAAAGGUAAAAAAGUUACCUGGUAUAAAGUCGGUAAUACGUUAUUCUUUUAACGUAAAUAAAGGAAAGUUCAGGUACAUUUAUUCACCUGAUGACUAA
Nezara viridula (southern green stink bug) is the source of this 5421-nucleotide messenger RNA. NCBI's taxonomy places the organism in Eukaryota, Metazoa, Arthropoda, Insecta, Hemiptera, Pentatomidae. The record is from the annotation of a GenBank genome assembly.